This is a messenger RNA of Rhinocladiella mackenziei CBS 650.93, 792 nucleotides long. RefSeq lists its product as uncharacterized. The record is from RefSeq and is a predicted model, not a curated record. Bases 1 to 792 code for a protein of 263 amino acids. Lineage: Eukaryota; Fungi; Ascomycota; Eurotiomycetes; Chaetothyriales; Herpotrichiellaceae. The transcript has a single exon.
AUGGCGCGCGGGGUGACAACCCAGCGCGUUGAAUUCGCCAAGGAGGUCACCUCCAUUCGUCCUCCCAGAGACGAUGAGUUGUGGGUCAUGACCCAAUUCGCCAGACAUGCCGCCAAGUGCGACGACUGUCGGGAUCCUUACGGUGCUUUCAAGCAAGACCGCCUCCUCUGCGACAAGGGGAAUGCCUUGGCCCGAGAUGUGGCCAACUACCUCUACUCCAAAGGAGACAAGCCCUUCUCCGUCAUCAACAAGAAGGAGGGCGAGCGCAUGCAAGUCGAGGUCCCUGCUGACUGCAAGGUCAUUGAAAGCCUCGUCAAGGCUUUUGGCCGCGGCCUGGUUUUGAGGGUUCCCAAGCCCGUUAAGCCCGCCGCACCGGUCGUUCUCAUGCCCAAGGUGGACAAGCAUGACCAGUAUGAGAGAGUCGAGAAGAUCGAGAAGUACGACCGACCAGCCUAUUAUCCCUCUCGACCGGACCAAGACGUCAAGGUUUACAGAAAGAAAGAGUACCACGUCGACGAUCGGCCCAGAGAACGGCGUUAUCGAGAAGGUGACGUCGACAUGGUCGAGAUCGUCCCCGUCUCAGCUCGACGGGAGAGGAAGGAGAAGGUGUACUAUGGCAACCGGGUCGAGGAGCGUCCUCGAUACGAGCGCAAAGAGCGGCCCAAGUCGGUCAGCUACCCGGAGAGAAAGGGUAGCCUCUACGAACGAGAUGAAGAGGAGCAGAGACGACGACAACGGUACGAGGAGCAACCGAUCGUCAUCGUCUCUGGACCUAGGCAUUACAGGCGGUGA